This is a messenger RNA of Podarcis lilfordi (Lilford's wall lizard), 40145 nucleotides long. Lineage: Eukaryota; Metazoa; Chordata; Lepidosauria; Squamata; Lacertidae. The record is from the annotation of a GenBank genome assembly.
GCCUCUUGCUGAGCUUAGAGACCGAAAGAGGGACUCUGAGGCUUUAUAGAGAGAGAAAAAUCACCACUGGAUUGUGUACAGCUUCAGAAGAGACUGGGAGAGAGAAAUCAGACAAGUCUUUUUGAGAAGUUGAAAAUGGGUGAAACUGUGCCGAUCAAUUAAAGGGUCCUACGCAGAGGGAUUUUGGUUCGUUUUGGUGGCAUUUCCUGGGUAAAUGGUUUCGACCUUACCCAUAUGAAUACGCAGUCCAUGCAAAGAGACACCUCAUACCCGCCUACGGACUCCUACCACAGUAGAGUCGUAGAUUUCCUGAAUGACUCGGAAGCAAAUGCCUUCAAGCUGGUGGACCUGGCUCCAUUAACCCCGACAGUAAGUGUGACCGAGAAAUUGCUUGUCGGUGAUUUAAGCCUAUAUAGCAAAAGUUUAGACUGAUGGUAAUAGCACCCAGUUUUAAUGGAACUGUGCAGGAACUACUGGGUCAGGCAAGAGUGUGUGUGACCUUUACCUGUGUAAAGUUAGCAAUUCACAAAUGAGCAUCUUCAAGGAAAACUUGAGGGGAACAGGAACGGAAUUUGUUUAAAGAUCGCCAGUGGAACUGCAAAUAGACCUCUGUAGUCAGAAGGUGGGUGACCUGUCUGUGCUAAAACUGGUGAUUUCUCCACCGAGAAGAACGCAGGUUGCCAUUUUACAGCUUUUGCAGAAGUAGAAGAAGAGAAACAUUGUUCAGAAUGUGGUCAGGGUCACACGAACAGAAAUAGACUACUGAAUUGCAAGGUUCAAAACUAUUUUCCCUGUUCUGAAACAAUUGGUUGACUCCGUUGGAGAAAUGAGUGGCAGCCCAUGGGUGUCAAUUAAUGCGACUCUUGAGUCAGAGCUGCUAUUUGUCGGCAGCCGGGUGAUGGUCGUGGUGCUUUUAUUCACUUGUUGAGUGAGUCCUCCUCUAAGGCCUUUUAGAAACUUUCAAUAGGAAGGAAAUGCUUUCAUGAAAUUCCGAAAGGGCAGCUAGCUUGGUCUCUUGCAGCAAAAGCAGUUGCCUUGUGGCACCUUGGAAACACGGCUUUAUUAUAGCAUGAGCUUCUAUAGGAAGUAGAAAUGGUGGCUCUGCUUCAAAUGUGGAUCUUUUCUAUCAAAGCUCUUGCUACAAAUACACUCUCUAUAAUCCUUAUAAAGUAGGAAAGGACUUUUUAAAAAAAUCAUUUCUGCCAUUUCUAUUUUUACCUGUAACCUUGUGAUCAUUUUGCUGGUUUUUAAGGAAACGAGUGGAGCAUAUUUAUCACAGGAGUUCUGAAAAGUAAAAUGCCCCAUCUCUCACCCUCUCACUUUGGACAGGGGAUUAGUAACAUUUGUCCACUGUUUAAAUAGUCUUUAAAGUUGAAACAAACAAAACGAAGAAUUACUUUCAAAUUAAGCAGGGAGUGGGCUCCUUUGUUGGAUGCUGUGAAGAGGCUUGGUGGAGAGAUUAUUGCAUGCUGUGAAUUAAAACUGUAUGGUUCGCUUUGCCUAACUACACUGGUGUUAUGCUACACUUCGGAAGUGACGGGCAUGCAUCACAGUUUGCCGCACAUAAUUUACUUCCAUCUUUCAAACUGCCUCUUGCAAUCUUUCAGUUCUGACUUUUGUGAAUGGGUUUUGGCACGGCUAUCAGUGAAAUUAGUGUUCUGAGGGCCAAGUCGUCUAUUACUUCUGGCAGCCGUCUUGUUCAUGCAAGUGGUCUGCUCACAUAACUUCAGAGGAGAAAACACACUGAAAAAUUCAGAUGGGCUUCUGAGCCCAGCGAGCUCUCCAUGCAUCUUCUGUGAAUUCUCUCCUCUGACAUUAUGUUGUUGUGUAAGAUGAUCAUUUGCAUGAGCAUCAAAAUGUACAAAAAUCUUUCACUGUCUUAGGUGAAUUCAGUAUUAUUACUAUUACUAUUAACCUGUCUUACACCCUUAGGUUCCAGGGUAGGUUACAACAAUUACAGCAAUAUACAACACAUACAGUAAUUAGUUUUCUGUUUAAAUCAUGUGCGUGUUAAUUGUAAGUGGAGGAUAUAUAUGAGGGAUUGCAUCCAACUAAGUCCCCCUCAGAGUUGACAUAUUGAAAUUAAUGAAACUACGUUAGUCAUGUCCAUUCAUUUCUAUGGGUCUACUCCAGCACUGGAUUCAACCCAAGAUCAAAAAUGCAUAGCAAUCUUAUGAUAUAUACUAAUAGCUGAUUCAAUUCUGCUAGUGCUGGUCCUUAUGUAAGUCAACCGGCACCACUCACACACAAGAGUCUGUUUGCAAAAGUACCAGAGGCUUGCAGAAGUCGAAACAACCUUUAGGGGGGGAAAUCCCAACGUGGGAGGGGAGCCCCAGAACUGCCCAGUGAGGAUGGAGCAUGCUCAGUAGCAAUAGAAUUCUGAUGGUGGGUUGGAAAUUGGGUGUGGGAAAGAAUAAUAAUAAUAAUAUUAAAUUUAUUAUUUAUACCCCGCCCAUCUGGCUGGUUUCCACCAGCCACUCUGGGCGGCUUCCAACCGAAUAUUAAAAACAGGGCCACCUUCAGUUGUCUUUUAAAAGUACAAUAGUUGCUUAUUGCAUUGACAUCUGCUGGGAGGGCGUUCCACAGGGCAGGUGCCACUACCGAGAAGGCCCUCUGCCUGGUUCUCUGUAACCUCACUUCUCGCAGCGAGGGAACCGCCAGAAGGCCCUUGGCGCUGGACCUCAGUGUCCGGGUAGAAUGAUGGGGGUGGAGACGCUCCUUCAGGUAUACUGGACUGAGUCCAUUUAGGGCUUUAAAGGUCAGCACCAACACUUUUAAAUGUGCUCAGAAACAUACUAGGAGCCAAUGAAGAUCUUUCAGGACCGGUGUUAUAUGGUCUUGGUGGCCACUCCCAGUCACCAGUCUAGCUGCUGCAUUCUGGAUUCAUUGCAGUUUCUGAGUCACCUUCAAAGGUAGCCCCACGUAGAGCGCAUUGCAGUAGUCCAAGUGGCAGAUAACUAGAGCAUGCACCACUCUCGCAAGACAGUCUGUGGGCAGGUAGGGUCUCAGCCUGUGUACCAGGUGGAGCUGGUAGACGGCUGCCCUGGACACCGAGUUAACCUGUGCCUCCAUGGACAGCUGUGAGUCCAAAAUGACUCCCAGGCUGUGCACCAGGUCCUUCAGGGCCACAGUUACCCCAUUCAGGACCAGGGAGUCCUCCACACCAGCCCGCCCCCUGUCCCCCAAAAACAGUACUUCUGUCUUGUCAGGAUUCAACCUCAAUCCAUUACCCGCCAUCCAUCCUCCAGCUGCUUCCAGACACUUACACAGGACUUUCACUGCCUUAACUGGGUGGGAGCAGGAAUGGAACAUAGCAUCUAGGAAAAGGAGAUUGGUAACUGGAGCCACAGGCGGACUUUGGUAAUAUGGCAAUACUUCUUAUUUUCACAAUAGUUCAUUUUCAUGCAGUUGCUUUUUUAUUCUUCUUCUCAGUAGGUACCCAUAUAAAUAUAGGUUUCAUUAUUAUUAUUAUUAUUACUACUAUUAUUAAUAAUAAUAUUUUGCAACCCUUCGGCUCAGUGCUCUGUACAGGGAAAAACCCGCACCACCCAAAUCCUGCACUGCUGAACCAGAACGCUCUACAAAGCGAUGUUUUAUUGCAGGUCCUGCUGGUAAUAUUUAUUCAUUCAAAAGAUGAAACAAAAUCUCUUUAUGCAAAAGAGAUAAAUAACAGUGCCAAACUGCACUGCCAUGCAGGCAAGAGCUUGGGAAAAUAGUGGGAUUUGACUAUGAGGAUUUAUUUUGAAAUGUAUUGACACAGCAGCAUUGAUGUGCAUGGUGUUUUACAGAAUAAUGCGAGCAACCAGUCAACCUGCAAAAACAGGUCCUAGGAGCUUACUGGGUCUUUUCUGAGAGAGCAAGAGACAGUGGCAGACAGGGGAGGAGAAGGAAAGGUAAAAGCAAGUAGAAUGAGAACAUGCAUGGAGACCGUCGAGUCCAGCAAUUUGCUGUCAUGAUGGCCAACCAAGCAAGGAUAGAUAGCUCUGUUGGAAGAGCAUGGGACUCUUAAUAUCAAGGUCAUGGGUUCAAGCCCCACGUUGGGCAAAAGAUUCUUGCCUUACAGGGGUUUGGACUAGAUCAUCCUUGUGGUCCCCUCUAUGAUUCUGUGAUUCUUUAAGGCAGGACAUGAGCACAAAAGCACAUUCCCUGCUUGUGAUUCCCUGCAAUUGGAACUACGUGACCAUGCGGUUACACGUACUUAGGCUAGAGUUCAUUAGAGAAGGAACGUGUUAGGUGCUAUAUGAACACAUAUAUUUCUGGGGUUUUUUGGAUCUCAUCAUGAAAAUGGAUAGCAGAUGGCAACAGCUGGGGGGGGGGAGAAAGAGAGACCGGAUUAGUGGAAAGUGGCCCAAAUUUGACAGUCCAAUGGGGAUGUCAUUUGCAAAUGGGAGAAGGGCAGGCCUUUGAGAUUACAAUGUGCGGCUGUAGGUAUAUUUUCUACGUCACUUGUAUGCCUUUUAUUUUAGCUCUACAUUUCUACCAGUGCUUUUUUAGUAUGCAAAAGUGUGGCAUUUAAAGGUGGCCAUAUGUGUUGCUUAAUGUGAUGUAUAGACUCAAAUUGGGGAGAAGACACAGAUGCUACAGGACUUGCUAUGGGACACCCUUUGUGGAAGCCUCCCACAGCUCUGCAACUCAUAAUUGUUUUCAACGUGUGUGUGUGUGUGUGUGUGUGUGUGUGUAGAUAGAUAGAUAGAUAGAUAGACAGAUAGAGAUGUAUUUCUCCACACCUGACAUUUGAAAGGGUGAACUGACUCCAGCCAAAAGUACAGAUGAUAGCAUUGAGUAAAUAACUUGCAUGUGUGAAUCACCCACUGCAGGUUAAACCCCACAGACUGAAAGGCCAUAUUACACCCACAGGCAACUCAAAACCCAAUUCUCUUUUAAAGGGAGACUAUUCACCCUCUAGGGACGCGGGUGGCGCUGUGGGUUAAACCACAGAGCCUAGGACAUGCCGAUCAGAAGGUCCGCGGUUUGAAUCCCCACGACGGGGUGAGCUCCUGUUGCUCGGUCCCUGCUCCUGCCAACCUAGCAGUUCAAAAGCAUGCCAAAGUGCAAGUAGAUAAGUAGGUACCACUCUGGUGGGAAGGUAAACGGCAUUUCCAUGCGCUGCUCUGGUUCUCCAGAAGCGGCUUAGCCAUGCUGGCCACAUGACCCGGAAGCUGUAUGCUGGCUCCCUCGGCCAAUAAAGCGAUACGAGCGCCACAACCCCAGAGUCGGCCACGACUGGACCUAAUGGUCAGUGGUCUCUUUAUUCACCCUCUUGGCUAAGAGUACUUAAGUAAUAACUCACCAAGUGAUGGAAGUGUGUGGAUGAAUCAACCUUUAAAAACCCUUACAGUGCAACCCUUACACAUGGCUCCUUGCCAAGUAAACCCCACUGGGUUCAAUGAGACUUAUUCCCAGGUAUGUGUGUGCAGGAUUGCAGCCUUGGACUUGGUUAAGAGGCCUCAGACACCUGGGGCAGUCUUAGCUAGUGCUCUGAUCAGCUCCUUUCAGCACAUGGUGGAAGGGGUCUAUAGAAACCCUUCUCAUUUGAACUGCUGAUUUUUUUUGGGGGGUGGGGCUACUACUUAUUCACCAAGGUAAACUGUUAGGUCCAGUCAUGGAUGACUCUGGGGUUGUGGUGCUCAUCUCACUUUACUGGCCGAGGGAGCCAGUGUACAGCUUCCGGGUCAUGUGGCUAGCAUGACUAAGCCGCUUCUGGCAAACCAGAGCAGUGCAUGGAAACACCAUUUACCUUCCCGCCGGAGUGGUACCUAUUUAUCUACUUGCGCUUUGACAUGUUUUCGAACUGCUAGGUUGGCAGGAGCAGGGACCGAGCAACGGGAGCUCACCCCGGGAUUUGAACCACUGACAUUCUUUUCGGCAAGCCCUAGGCUCUGUGGUUUAGACCACAGCGCCACCCGCGUCCCUUUGGAGCAGCAGCUUAGUUUUUGUUAAAGAGAAAAGGAGAAAAAGAAAACUCUCGUUCACCAUCCUGAACAAAAAACACACACAUCUACACACACAAAUGCUGUUACCACCAUUGCAACACUUUUUAGCAUCCCUCGUUUUUGGACUCUGAAAGUUGAAAAAUUCAACAUACCCUAAUGGAGCCCAAGGUUCCCAAGGUUGAAGAAGGCUGCCAUAGAACAGAUGUGGUCAAAGUGGUGUUGAACAUAGGUUUCUGGAUGGUGACUGCCUUCAUUCCUUUACCUCUAGCUAUGCAGGCCAGAGAUUGGAGGAGCAUUUUGUCAAAGGCCCCUUGAGACUUGGAGUCAGUCCUGCUUUUUCCUCAUGGAUUUGUUUUGCAUGUGUAUAAACAUUAGAGCAAGCCUGCUUCUUUCCUUUCUAUAGGACUGCUGGACAAGACAGGAUCUUUAUUUGCUUUCAUAGAAAAAUGGAGAGACAGUCCUGGGCCCUGCCUCCUCUUUGCAUGUUGUUAGGUUUAAUUAGUUUUCUGCAAUUGGUAUAUUAUUUUUAGAAGUCAGAAAAUCUCUAACAACAGGAUUGUUGCCCGUGAAAAGUAACUUGGCUUGCUCCAUAAUAUUUUCAGGGGAUUAUAUGUCGAUAUUGGGAAACUGGAGAAUGUUCAGUGAUGCAAACACAGUAGGGUCAGGAUAUUUUGCCACCAUUUCCCUUCUGGCCACUGGGUGGAUUUGACAUUUCAUUUUGUGUGCAUUAAAAAAAUGAAAUGGGGGAAUAUAUGCCCAGAAGAGAUAAACAAAGAUUUUCUUGCUCAUGUGAUUUAAGCUGCUUUAAAAUGCGCAGUUCACUUGUUCAGCAAAGAGCUUUAACAUCUGAGAGUGUUGUCAUAUGCAAUUCUGCCUUUUAGUAUUUACUGCGUCAAUUCUGGAUUCUAAUGUAGAGCAGCCCAAAGUAUAUUCCAAGCCUAUGUAGGUUUUACAACGGAAUUUCAAAUGUGGGAGAUGGGGGGGGGGACCUGAUUUAAACUAUCACUUAUGAAAAUGACACCAGGUUUUGGAAAUACAUUCCCAGUGCGCCGAGGUACACUGAUCAGCUUUACUAGAUUGUUAAAACUCUGUGUUGUUGUACUUUAAAAUUAUUUAAAGGUGUAUUUGAAGAGUUUUUGCCCCCAAUUUUGGUGAAUAAACUCCCAGAUCAGAGAAUAAUAGAACCUUAGAGUUGGAAGGGACCCACGGGUCAUCUAGUCCAACCCCCUGCAAUGCAGGAAUCUCAGCUAAAGCAUCCAGGACAGAUGACCACCCAACCUCUGCUUAAAAACCUCCAAGGAAGGAGAGUCCACCACCAAACAGCUCUUACUGUCACAAGGUUUUUCCAGAUGUUUAGUCAGAAUCUCCUUUGUUGUAACUUGGAAGCCAUUGCCUCAAGUCCUACCCUCAAGAGUAGUAGAUAGGGGUGGAGUAGCUGGGUGUUCUGCUUCCAGUCACAGUCAGCUUUAUGUCUUUGGGAUGCUCACAAGCAGAGUACAAAACCAGCAGCCCACCGAUGCUGUUUCUCUCCCCACCUUCUGACAUUCCGAGGUAUACUGCCUCUGACUAUGGAAGUUCCAUUUAGCUAUUUGUUGGCCUGACACCUGCGAAUUUGUGUAAUCUAUCCAUCUAAGCAACUGACUGUUAUCACCCCAUCUUGCGGAGUGAAUCCAACAAGUCAAAAGUGCAUAGGGAAAUGAUCCCUGAUACCAAGAUGAGGGAUUCUAUGGAAUGCAGAUAGAGAGAAUUGAUAAGAAUAAUGAUCUGUUGUCACCUCGAUGGAAGAGUACAAUAGACAAGCCUUCUUGUGUUUUGGCUCAUUCCCCUCCCCCCCUUUCCCCCCUUCCUUCUCCUUCUUUCCUCUUUCUUUCUUCUUUUUUCUUUCCCAAAAUGGCUUAUGUUCUAUGCCAUGUCCUUUGAUAUUUUUUGUAGUUUUUUAGCCUUUUCCAUUAUUAUUAUCAUCAAGGAUUUUUCUUUUGUGAUUUCAGUUGUUUAUAUUUAUCUGUAUUUGUUUAAAGCAAAAUAAAAAUAAAAUAAUAAUAAUAAUAAAACUGACUGUUAUCACCCCUUCUUGAGGAGGGAAUCCAACAAGUCAAAAGUGCAUUAUGCAAAGAAGUCCUUCCUCUGGACUGCCCUGAUGCUGUUGCCAGCCAGUUGCAUCGAUUCUCAUGCCAUGAGAAAUGUAGGGGAGGGGACUCCUCCAUUACUCCAUGCAUAAAUUUUAUAAAUACCUGCCUUAUCCUAGACCCCCAACCCCACCACAUUCUUUUUUCUUCUUCAUCAUCAUCAUCUAAGGUUUACACUCUAAGCCACAGCUUCUUGGACUCCCAGGAUAGGGAUCCUGAUAGGUUGCCAUUGUGCCUGCCUUCCAGCAACUUCAGCAAACUGCUUUCUGUCCUUCUGCAGGUGAGGAAGGACCCCUCUUCAUUCAAAAGGGUCCCCAGAGGGACCUGCAUGAGAAAGGCCUAUUAAAAAAAAGGACAUUCUUUGCAUUUUCCUUCAUUAUUGUCACGAGCGAUUUGAAUUGUGUCGAUGUUCCUAAAGAGGAAAACAUCUAUCCCCAGUUGUUUUCAGUAGCAGCAUGAAGCGGGGUUUGGGUUCUUAGACUGAAGGUGCUGUUGCUUGAAUGCUGCCUUCAUGUCCUAGCAAUACAAUGAAAGUAUACUGGCACCAAGUGGCCUGAAGCCUUAGAUGCAAGAUUCUUUUUGCACCUCAUUCUUCAAUGGUUUGAUGGAACACUUUGGGCUUGAUGCAUUUCUGCAAUUGAUGGUGUUCUUCUGAAGAGUGUGGCAUUAAACAUAAAUGAAUUGUGGUGUUUUUGCAAUUCUCUCUCUCUCUCUCUCUCUCUCUCUCUCUCUCACACACACACACACACACACACACAUACACACAACAUUGGCCUGUAAGGUGAAAACAACACCAACUCCAAAAUCCACAGUAAGGCAAUGCCUUUGUUUUGACCGACCAAAGUGUCACAAGAUAGAGAAGUGAGUAAGCUGUCAAGUUUUCUUGUGCUCUUCGUCAAACUAGAAGUUACAAAAAGCAGGAGGUGGAUGCAUAGAGGAGCAUAGCGGAUGCAUAGGAGGAUGCAUAGAACUAAAAUAAUACAGUGGUACAUUGGUUUUUGAACGUCUCUGUUGAUGAACAUUUCGGUUUUCGAAUGCUGUAAACCCAGAAGUAAAUGCUUCGGUUUUCGAACACGCCUCGGAAGUCGAACAUGAAACGCAGCUUCUGCUGAGUGCAAGAUCCUGAGGCCCAGCUGUCGGCUAUUGAGUUUUUGGUUUUUGAACGUUUCAGAAUUUGAAUGGUCUUUCGGAAUGGAUUACAUUCCAAUACCGAGGUACCACUGUAUUCCCAAAAUCCACAGUUAGGCAAAGCCUUGAUUAGGACCAGCCAAAAUGUCACAUAAUAGCAAGCAAGCUUUUGAGUUCUCUAGGACUCUACAUUCAUUCAUUGAAUGGAUGUCCUGCUCUUCCUCUCAAAGGAGCCCAGGGCAUCAAGCUGCAAGUUACAAAAAGAAGGGGGAUAGUUGUGGGGGAACAGGCUGAGUAUAGCUAAAUUAAGAUUUCCAGUGGGUGGAUCAGGGAUCCCAUCCCAUGCACAGCUUAUUUUCUGUCCCCUUCACUGGGAGUACUGAAAUCAUUCAAAUCCAUUGAAUUUGAAUACAUACAGGUGACAGCUUUUCUUGGCACAGUAUUUGAAUUACCUGGGUAUUAUUAUUUUUAUAUCAUCAUUAUCAUCACUGAGUAAGCACAGGCAUGGAGCUCACUGGAUGUUGAUUACUACCUUCCUUGGAGCCUUAUAUACACCAGAUGCUAAAAUGUGUGUCCUUCCUUCUCCCUAGAGAAUCCUGGGAAUUGUUUUGCAACAAGGAGGGUGGCCUAGAGAUCCCUAACAGUGAGUUCUCACAAAAUUACAAUUUCCAGAAUUCUCGGGGGCAGAGAAGAUGUAUAAAGCUGAUAUAAGUUUAUGGUGUAGCUAAUACAUAAAACAGAUCCAUGUGGAUUCUUUUCUCUUUCGGUGGCAAGGAGGUCCUUUUAGCUUUACUUCUGCACAAACUCCCAUGCUUUAAAGCUUAGUGAAUGCAAACCAAAGCAGCUCCGUCAUCCAUAGUUACAGUGUUUACAUUUGAAAGAUGAGCAAAUCUGGUUGGAAAAUAUUCUCUGAAAUAUUUGCUCCACCCAGAUUUUGACUUUCUUCUUUCUCGCCAGGAGACAUCGGAAUACCUGCCCUUCUGGUGGGUGAAAGACAAUGGGGCCUUUGUGAAUUUCUGCCAUUCUGUUUCCCCUCUAGGAGCUGACGAUGCUGAAUCCCCCACACCCUUUCCCGACAGUGAACGUCCCAGCCCCCACCCACUAUACCAUCGGGGCUGUCAUUCUCGCAGUGGGGAUCACAGGAACUCUUGGUAACCUCCUGGUCAUCUUUGCUUUCUGCAGGUAUUCAACACAGUUACUUUCUGCUGCGCAGUAUUCCCCGGGAUAGGUUUCCAUGCUAGCAGCACCAGAGGACAUUGGAAUGUAUCUAGGAAACAAUCCUAGUAUAUUGUUGAUCCAUCUAGUUCAGUAAUUUUGAAUCUUAACUGGGCACUUUUCUCUUAUUGCAUUUUAUUCCUUAAACUGUUCUGCAUGGUGAGUUCUCAGGAAGCUCUUGAAACGGCGAACUGUAUAAACAGUGUGCAUUUGUUUGAAGGAAAGCAGUUAGGAAAAGAGCCUGAGGAAUCAAUGUUUCCAUUCCAAGACAAACUUAACGGUAUUGAAACGAGGUGCCCUUGACAGAAAAUCGGUUCUCUGUUGAUGCCUACGGAAUGUUCCACUAUUUUCAAGGCAUCUUGAUUUGUGUUUCCCUAGUGCUCUCUCUCUCUCUCUCUCUCUGUGUGUGUGUGUGUAUGUACACAUACAUUUAUUAUACAGGCUUCCUUUCUUAAUUGUGCUUUUAAAGGGAAUGACAGAGACCUACUUUUUCAAUGAAGUAUUAACCUAUAUCUGGGCGGUAUUGCAGGAUGCUGGUUGAGGGGUGGGGGGCUUGUGUAGUUGUGUGGUCCUCAAUAUGAAAAAAAAAAUCCCUCUGCUUGGAAAACUUGAUUUCAAGCAGUAAUGUCAAAACGCAGCCCUUUUCCUGUCAUGAUAGCUUUCUUCGUGCAGGAAACAUGUUUGUAUGGCUGGACUCAGUUGUCAACUAUAUUCUUAAGGGUUUCAGUUCAGAUUAAGGUAAACCACCUCAAUGGGAACUAGGCCAGAGGCUGUAGAGAAUAUUAAGCAAUGGAUGUGUAGUGUCAAGAUCUCAUGAGAAGAAGCCAGGAAAAGCAACUGUGGUAUGGUCUCAUUUUAGUAAUGGGAUUGAGCUUGAUGUUUAUUGCUACUGGGGCUCUUCAGUCACAUGCUGCCCAAUAUCAAGUGGGUCAAAUGUGAACUGGACAAGGUUACUGUUAGGUGGAUUUGUAGCUGGUUGACUGACCAAACCCAAAGAGUGCUAAUUAAUGGAUCACCACCAUCCUGGGGGAAAGGGACAAGCGGGGUGCCACAGGGUUCUGUCCUGGGCUGGUUGUUGUUCAACACCUUUAUUAAUGACAUGGAUGAAGGAAUUGAAGGGAUGUUCAUCAGAUUUGUAGAUGACAUCAAACUCAGAGGGGUAGCUAAUGCUGCAGAAGACUCAAUGCCACAAGAUUCAAGAUGACCCUAACGGAUUGGAAAACCGGGCCCAAACUAACAAAAUGAAUUUCAAUAUGAACAAAUGUCAUUUUCUACACUUAGGCAGAAAGAACCAGCUGCACAAAUAUAAGAUGGGUGACAUCCAAUUUGCGAGUAGUACAUGUGGAAAGAAUCUGGGGUUCUUAGUAGACCACAAGCUUAACAUGAGUCAACAGUGUGAUGCAGCGACAAAAAAAAGCUCGUGCCAUUCUAAGCUGCAUAGACAGAAGUAUAGUGUCCCAAUCAAGGGAAGUAAUAGUACCACUCUAUUCUGCUUUUGUCAAACCAAACCUGGAGUACUGUGUCUCGUUCUGGGCACCACCAUUUAAAAAGGAUAUUGACAAACUGGAACGUGUGCAAAGGAGGGUGACCAAGAUGAUCAAGGGUGUAGAAACCAAGUCUUAUGAGGAAUGGUUAAGGAAUUGUGUAUGUUUAGCUUAGAAAAGAGAAGAGGGAGAGGAGAUAUUAUAGUCACCUUCAAAUAUCUAAACUGUUGUCACAUGAAAGAUGGAGCAAGGCUGUUUUCUUCCGAUCCAGAGGUUUUCUCGUGAACCAAUGGCUUCAAGUUACAAGAAAGGAGAUUCUGGCUAAACGUCAGGAAGAACUUUCUGACAGGAAGAGCUGUUUGACAGUGGAACAGACUCCCUUAGAAGGUGGUGGACUCUCCUUCCUGGGAGAUUUAAAGCAGAGGUUGGAUGGCCAUCUGUUAUGGAUGCUUUAGCUGAGCUUCCUGCAUUGCAGGGAGUUGAACUAGAUGACCUUUGAGGUACCUUCCAACUCUACAUUUCUAUGGGUGCCAAGGGUGCUGGGUCAGAGUUCAAGAGCAAGAGUUUCAGGACCAUGGCCAGCACUCUUACAGAAGCACAAGCUUGGUGCAACUGCUAGACACAGGGGUUGGCAAGGCUUACCAGGCAUGGGCCAAAUCACUCCCGCAGAGAUCCUCCGUGGGCCAGACCAGCACAGCACGGUGCCAGAAAUCGCACCUGCACAGAAGCAAUUUUCGGCACAGCGGACAUGCGCAGACACAAUUUCUGGAGCCAUGGAAGAGAGUCCCUGUGCCGCACUCUGCUGGUUUAGCGCAGCAUGCAGGGAAUCGUCGAGCAGACAGCUCAGUUCAGGGGGUGGCUUGUGGGCCGGUUAAACAGCCUCCGUGGGCUGCUUCUGGCCCAUGGGCUGCAGGUUGGGGACCCCUGUGCUAGAGCAUUGUGGUCUGUUCUCAAGGGUCCACUGAAGGCUUAUAGGUAGUUAAAGGACAAGCAUCCUUUGGUGCUCCUUUCAGGCUGUGAGGUUUGGGGUUUCACAGACUUGGUCCAUGGAUACUACCUUGAUCCUUGAAGGGGUCAUUAGAACAUUCUUCGGAGUCCAUAGAUGAAGGUACAUCCUUGAUGUUUGGGGGGGUGAGGUGUGGAAUCUGGUGACACACCAGGUCUACCCAGGAUGAGCUAGGUGUGCAUCCAUUUCCACCUUGGUGCUAUGACUGCUCAGGAAUUGAGGGCUCAGGGUCUGGGGCCAUGACAUUUCCUCCUUGUUUUUUUCCUCAAAUAGUGUAGGUUGCCAGCAGAAUAAAGUAAAAGAAGGGACCUUCUUCAGUUAUUAAUGUUGCUGGUGAUUAAAACACAUACAAAACCAUUGAAUCUAAUCCCUGUAUUUGGAAACUGCUGCUAAUCUGGCCAGCAGUGGAAAAUGGCCUCCCUAUACAAUAUGACCCAGAUGCAGAAAAUCCAUAGUACAUCUGCUUUAAUUUCCCGUUAAUCACCAGCAGCGGAGAAAUGUAGGACAGAGCAUUCAGAGAGGCGGGCAUUCUAUUUGUGUCACUGGGCUAGUGGUGAAAGCCUGUCCAUGUGCGCCACUCUGUUUUGAAUAGUUGACCACUACCAACUGGUGGCCCUACCAAAUUUUACAGCACCACCCUUUCACUUGCAGCUCAAUAUUAUCUAUACUGGCUGGGACUGGUUCUCCAAGGCUUCAACCAUGGGACAUUCCCGGCCCUACAUGGAGAGGUUGAACAGGGGAUUGAACCUGCAACCUCUUCCAUGGAAAGCAGAUGCUCUACGAAUGAGCUUCCUUUGCACAUAUCAUGCAAAUAUACCUAUUUGUAGGCAAUGCUCUGCCUGAAUGCAUUUCUCUAUAACUGGGAAGGCUGUACUGAUAGAUGAAAGCCUGUGUCUUGGGAAGCCCUCACUCAUGAUCAUCUCAGUUGCCUUGGUAAAAUCUACCUCAGACCUUUGGACCAAUAUCUUCAGAAUACAGAAGCACCCCAAAACACAAAAGUUGGCUACCCCUGCUGUAAAGAUGGGGCUCCAAUUCAAUUUCUGGUGUGUGUGUGUGUGUGAAAAUACGAAUCUGCCCACACUGGUACCGUAAGUUGCUUACCUUUUUCUUUUUUUUUUGGUCUUGCUGCUUGUUUUGAACAUCUUAGUCUGUACUGCAUGUUUAAAGCAGUGUCAUACCACUUUAAAUAGUCAUGGCUUCCUCCAAAGAAUUAUGGGAAAUGUCAUUUCUUAUGGGUGAAGAGAGUUGUUAACCCUGAGCUACAAUUCCCAGAGCUCCCUGGGAAGAGGAUUUACUGUUAAACCACUCGGAGGUGGAGCUCUGUGAGGGGAAUGAGACCUCUUAACAAACAACAGUCCCAAGGAUGCUUUGAGGAAGUCAUGUGGUGUGACACCGCUUUCAAUGUAAGGUGCAGAUGAGGCCGUAGCCCUGACACCCUCUUAAGAGUUACUUGCAUUCAUUCUCCUCUCUUCUCUCACAGGAGCAGAGGCCUUCGGACUCCUGCCAACAUGUUCAUUAUCAACCUGGCUGUUAGUGAUUUCCUAAUGGCCGUCACCCAGUGUCCAGUUUUCUUCACCAGCAGUCUCAACAAACGAUGGGUAUUUGGUGAAAAGGGUAUGUUAGAAACAGAUUGUCCCCCAAAUCAUUUAGACUGAACAGGCUGGCUUGGAAGUUUAUCAGAUUGCCAGUGGGACUGCUGCUGUUGUUGUUUUUAAUCAACUGUCACUGAAGACUUAACAAGGAAUUUAUAAUAGUUUGUUGAUGGUUUCCCAAUUUUUCACACACCCUGCCUCUUUGGUCAAGAAAAGCCAUUCUUGGGGCUUGAAGGUGAUGUUCCCCUUGCUGUUGUAACCUGAGGAGGAGGAGGAGGAGGAGGAUGACUAAUAUUGCCCCAGCCACUCUGGGUGGCUUCCAUUAAAUAUUUCUUAUAUUCCACCCAUUAUAUUGGGGGAAAUUGCUUUGCAGAAAUUCUCUACAUUAGUGAAAAUUGCUUCCCAACAUGUGCAUACUAGGAGAAAAUAAUCUCAAAUGCUUCAAAUCUCAAAUGAGAACUUAAAAUUAUCAUCAUCACCAUGAAACGGUGUGGAAAUGUGGAUAAGUGAAUUUAAAGCAAGAGAAAUCGAAAUGGCGAAUAAGUCCCUUCCUACACGCACCUAGUGUAUAUGAUUAAAUCAAGUAAAAUAAGUGUGCAUUUUGAUUUGCCUGCUAACUCUGCUGUGCUCUUUCCGGAAAGGUUGUGAGCUGUACGCUUUCUGCGGAGCGCUUUUCGGCAUUGCUUCCAUGAUCACUCUAACAGUGAUAGCCCUGGACAGGUACUUUGUGAUUACGCGACCCUUGGCUUCCAUUGGAGUAAUGUCUAAGAAGAAAGCUUUGCUAAUCCUGUUAGGAGUCUGGCUGUAUUCCUUAGCAUGGAGCCUUCCUCCCUUCUUUGGAUGGAGUAAGUGAGACAGAAUUUUUAAAAAUCUGAUUACUUGAUACUGAGAGGAAAAGCAGGAAUUUAUAGAAUGGGCCUUUUAGAGCUUGUGACAGAUGAAAGAGGAUUUACAUAUUUAACAGGAAGAAAUUCUCUGUAAGGGAGACGGGUUCGGAGCAAACAAAUCUCUAAGACAUAUAACCAAGGGGAAAAGCUUUGUAGUGCUUACGGUCCAUUCAAUUACAUUGCAGUGACGCCUGUGCUGGGAAACUCAUUAGCGAAUUACAGAGAAAAGAGGAGAUAAAAUCAGGGAUGAAAAAUAAUGGGGGGGGGCAUCUUGCAUAACAUUUGCAUAACCUUCUGCAUUCAAGCUGAGCUGAACAGCAUAAGUAAUAGGCAUGAAUAAAUACAGGAUAUUUUCCUGAUUUUCAUAUAGAUUCAUUGUUCACAAUGGGGCCAUACUGAAAGCCUUGACGACAUGGAAUAGUAUGUGUGUUUGAUCCAGUUCCCAACAUUUUACUACUUUGCUGUGCUCUAAGGUUAAGUUUUCACAGUAUGUCAAAGAGAUGGGGUGCUAGGUGCAAGUUUAUGGGAGGGGGCAGUAAAAUUGAAUAUUCAUUGCCUCUCCCCCCCCCAGGUGCUAAUUUGGAGAUCCAAUCAGUGUUAGGGUUUACCCGGCCAGUGCACUACUGUUAUUUCAAAGUUCAAAUUGUUCAUUAGCAACCCAGUGAGAUAGGGAGUAGAGCAUAGAUAGAAAUAAGAAACUCAGAAUUGUAAUUGAAACAGCUCUGUUGGUUUGCUGAUGUGCAAUGUGCCAUUCAAAGCAUAUUGCUAUCUUCAUGCGAAAGAGAAUGAUGUUCUGAGCUUUUAAUCAAAACAUAGAAUCAUGAAGCAAUAAAGCACAUAGCAAAUCAUACGGAGUAGAAAUAAUAUGAGGAUAACAUUGUAAUAGGUUUUACAGGGCAAUCAGAGCUUGUUUCCUAACCUAAUUGAAGAGUUGGCCUGCUAAUUCCCUCCAAUCCAUCUAGUUGUGAAACAGAAUUUCCAUACCAUAUCCUAAUUUACGUAGCAUUUCAAAAUAAAGUCCACAGUUGGGAGGGAGCACAUGGAAAAUAGCUCGAAUCAGGUGUGCCUUGCACUAUCAGCACAUGUUUAUUGACAGAUGUGCCUUUUUGCCCAGGUCUUUGACUGAGUGGACAUCUUCCCCUAUCCUGCGUUGCUGUGCAUUGCAUUUCUGUGUUGCUGCUUUGUCGCUCUGAUAUUGGUUGUGUUUGUGGGUUUUAUUUUAUGAUUUUAAUUGUACAUUGUACUCAUUUGAAUUGUUAUGUUUUUUUAUCCUGCCUUGGGACUGUUUGGUGAUGGGUGGGCUGUUACUACAAAUAAUCAUAAUAAUAAUAAGCUCAAGAAUUUACUAGUUUACCUGUUUACUACUGUUAUCUCUGCUCUGGGAAGACAGGAGUGGCACAGGCAGACUCUGAGGACAUCUCAGCUCAGAGCGAGCAUUCUUGCAUGGGGAGGAGGGCUAUGGAAUACCUUGCUGCAGCAACUGCAGUCUUCCCGGAGUGCCAAAUGGUGGAGAUUGAUUUGUUGGCCAAUGAGGACCUGCAAAUCUCCUGCCCUUCCUGUCAUGUCACCUGUGGCAAAGGUCUCUGUGUGGCUAACAAGCUGACCAGGGCUGAGGCCUCAUAAAAACCAACUCAAUAUGCGUUAUCCAUGCAAGAUGCACCAAAAGCAAAUUUCAGUUGCUUUGACAAGAGACUCUUUCGUUUCACGAAUAGCUUUAGAGGGCAAUAUGAGAAAGCGCACUUCAAAAAGAGGCAUAAUUUGAUGAAGCAGAAUAAUCACUUACAGAGUAUUAGAAUCACUGGUUUAUAAUUAGAUUCUCAUUGUAUCCAAAAUAUGCACUCUCACGGGACCAAUAGGGAAAGCUGGGCUCAACAUCUGGUGUGACAUUUCCCAAAGCAGAAAAGAUAGAAGUUAUUGGUAGGAAUGCUGGGAAUCGCCCAGGCUACAGCAGUUUAAUGUCCGCAGUUAAUUGCAUUCCUACACAACAUCCAUCAGGAGAAUAGUUCCUAUUUCUUUUGUGUUUCUUUAAAAACAAUGUUUAUUUAACCGCAAACUUAAUUAUAUGUACCAAAUUAAUUUCUAUUCUGCUGGUGGUUUUAGCGAGAGCUUUAAUAAUCUGUUUCAUCUUGUGCUUGGUCGCAAGAGGUAUGGUUCUUUUUAGCCAACAAAAGGAGAUGUGUUAGUUGUUCAUCAAAGCCUAUCAAAUAAACCUUCUUCCAUUAGCAGCAGGGAAUAGCGAGGUGUCAGUCUGCACAAUCUAGCUUGCGGCCAGAGCAAGGUUGAUAAAUUAAAAACCAUCUCUGUAAUGGGACACCAGGAGUCUUCUAGGAGCUGAAGCAAGGAGAGGACAAUGUCAGAUCUGAGCUGCACUGAACUUGUUUACACUGUAACACAAAUUCAUAAUGGACCAGUAUUAUUGUCUUUAUUCAGUUUCAGGAUAUUAAUCACCUCAGUGCAAUAGCUUGCAUCCUAAGGUACUCUUCCGUAAGUGGAAGUCUCUUGUGCAAGCACAACUCACUUGCACAUGUGCAGCAUACUGGUGAUUUUCACUAUUCCCUUCCUAUGGAAACUGUCUUAUACAGAGACAUCUAGUCUUGGUCCACCCAGCUCAGUAUUAGCUAUUGCUGAUCUGCAGCACAGGAAAACAGUUCAUGGAUCUGAUAAGGUGGGAUGUAGUCCACAAAAAUGUAGUCCAGAAUAUAAAUUUGCUAGUUGUUAAAUUGCCACAAGAUUACGCGGCAAUGAAUCCUAUGAGUUAACUACAGACUUUCUAAAGCAAGCAAACAAAAUGUGAAUUACAGCAUUAUUGCACAGCUUUAGUAAGCUUGAAAUUAAAUUUCUGAUUGCAUUUUAAAUUUAAAUUCCAAUAACUUUUGGAGGAAAAGCUUAUUUCCCCCCCUUGUCUUUCUGCUAAGGUGCUUAUGUUCCGGAAGGCCUCCUGACAUCUUGCUCCUGGGAUUAUAUUACCUUCACCCCAUCGGUCCGUGCCUACACAAUGCUUCUCUUUUGCUUUGUGUUCUUCAUUCCCCUAAUUGCCAUCAUAUACAGCUAUUUCUUCAUUUUCAGAGCCAUCCGGAAUACAAACAGGUGAGUCACGCAUGUGCUUCCCAUUAUUUGCGUCAGUGGAAGGUUACUUUGUCCCCCACCCCCUUCCCCCCAAAGUUGUGACCUCCAGCCAGUAGGAAACAAAACAGGAACAUGAAGUGCAGGCAAAAACGGCUGUAGAUUCUGUACCAAGUUCCCACAUCAUUUUGAUAGGCACUUGGAUCAGAUUUCAGAGAGAUAUUAGGGUGUCUGAUUUGGAGAAUAGCUCCAUGAAUUAUCCGAGGAUUGGAACAGACAGAGACGAAUCAGAUUUUACUUGAGUCUAAUUUAGAAAGAUGAAUGAGAACCAGGGUUGCAAUUAAGAACUGACAUGAUGUAUUGGAUGGAAGGUAAAUCUAAUUCAGAGCUGUUGGUACUCUUUGCUUUAAAACGAACAUGGAAAGCAAAAUUCUGCAACCUGUAUAAAUUCUGCCAAUGGUUAUAUCCCUUCUUUGGUGUCUGUCCCCCUUUCCCAUCUUUUUUAUUAGAUUUUGCUUUAUUUAAUGUAUUCUUUUGAAAGCACUUAACGGUGGAUUAGAUCCAGACUCCCUUGAUGCUUGGAGCACACUGGUUGAGAAGUCCUAUCGAUUUCAGUGGGUCUACUCUAAAGCAUCAUUAUUAGUCCAGUUUGCUUCUAUUUUCAUAAUUUGCACAAUUUGUUCUGCUGCUGUUGAGAGCUGUCUUGGAGAAUCCUUCCCCAGGAUUGAUAGGCACAGGAAGGAAUGAGGAGAAUGUGUGGUCAUCUACAAGAAUCAGAAUCAUCAAGAACCUGGAUAGCUCAGUUGGUUAGAAUGUGGUGCUGAUAUAGCCAAGGUUGCAGGUUCGAUCCCUGUAUGGGGCAGCUGCAUAUUCCUGCAUUGCAGGGAGUUGGACCAGAUGAUCCUCAUCCCUUCUAACUCUAUGACUGUUAUUCUAUAGAACUGUAGAGUUGGAAGGGACCCUGAGGGUCAUCUAAUCCAAACCCCUGCAAUGCAGGAAUCUUUUGUCCAGCAUGGGGCUUGAACCCACAACCCUGAGAUUAAGAGUUUCCUGCUCUACCAACUGUGCUAUCCCACCUAAUAAGAAAUGACACCUGCAUUUUUGUUGCAUAAAGCUGAAGAUGGGGAGAAGGCAUGUUAAGUGAAAAAAGAAUGAUACAGGAAGAAGGGAGGGUAGAAGUUUAACACCUUUGCAGCAUGAUCAGAUUGAAAAUGGCAUUGCAUGCACACUGCACACUCAGAUUGAGGGGUAUACACAAUGGGCAGUUCUACACUGCAGGCUUAAACCUCACUGAAAAUCACUUGCCCUGAAGAAGUUGUGAAAUGUACUUUUUUUGAAGGUGCUAAUAUUAGAGAUCUCUGGCACCCUCAUUGUCUCAGAGCUGUAAUUCUUAGGGUCCCUUUAUUGGUAACGAUAACAAAUCAACAUCUCUGAAACAGUUUUGAGCUUGUAUUGAUGGAUGAGCCUGGCAAGAUAAUGAAGGUUUUGGCAGCACAUGCCGAAGAUUUGAAUUUUUCAUGCCCGAUUUACCAGCUGCUUCUUGUGGAUGAAAAUCUUGUGACUGAUUAUAUUGGGGAAAGAAAGCCACAUGCUUGCACUCAAAGAUCCACAUGCAGAAGCAGAAGCACUCUCAUAUAAUUGGAGUUUGUGAUUUUGCCCCAGACGCAGCUCCCUCCAUCAUGUUGCAUUCUGCUCCAGAGCAGAAGAAGGAGGGACCAUAAUCAUAAUGGCUCAGUGCAGAUGUGCUUUGCCUGUGGAAGGUUCAAAGUUCAACUCUGAUAAAAUAUCAAAAAGCUGAUGAUGGGAGCCUGAGAUUCUGGAGAGCCACCAAAACAGUCAGAGACAAUACUGAGUUUGAUGCACAUAUAGCUUGACUCAGUACAAGUUGGCUUCCUAUGUUGAGAGUCCCUAACCCUCCCAAAUGGCUUUUCAGGGACUGCUGAAGCUGCAUCUGUGAAAAGGGCAAAUUAACAACACAAACACAUCUAUGUGCUUCCAUUCAUGAAAGUGGACCUUUGGAUAUAAAUAGCAUUGAGCCAGUAAUAAAUAAACAAGUGGCAUUCUGCGUAAGCAGACCUCACUUUUGUUCCUUCAUUCAUGUUAUGUUCUUUUCCUCAGGGCUGUUCAAACCAUCAGUUCAGAUGGUACAAAAGAAUCUCAAAGGCUGUCCCAGAGGAUGACGAAUGAAUGGAAAAUGGCCAAAGUAGCCCUGGUUAUCAUCUUGCUUUAUGUCCUCUCCUGGUCUCCAUAUUCGAUGGUAGCUUUGCUGGCUUUUGCAGGGUAAUCAAAAAAUCUUGUUAUGUCUGCAAGGGGCCUGGGGGAAAUGAAAUGAGAACAUUUCCAAACUACAAGAAAGAAGAUUCCACCUAAACAUUAGGAAGAACUUCCUGACAGUAAGAGCUGUUCGACAGUGGAAUUUGCUGCCAAGGAGUGUGGUGGAGUCUCCUUCUUUGGAGGUCUUUAAGCAGAGGCUUGACAACCAUAUGUCAGGAGUGCUCUGAUGGUGUUUCCUGCUUGGCAGGGGGUUGGACUCGAUGGCCCUUGUGGUCUCUUCCAACUCUAUGAUUCUAUGAUUCUAACAGAAACAGUGAAUGAAGCACACCACAAAUGGCCAACCAAUGAAUCCAGGUGCUUUACUGAAGGAAGUUCCUUAUAAUCGGCAGCUGUAACCAAAGUAGAGGAGAUUAUAAAUGUGGCAUGUGUUAGCCACCCAACUCCCGGUACAGUAUUUGAUCUUAUAGACACAUUUUUUAAGAUUUACCUGGAAUUGAGGAUACUGGCCAGUGCGGACAUGCAAAAAACAAACAAACCCCAAACACCUUUUUCCACAUGAUGCCACCCGUUCCACCAUCCCCAGGGAUGCUUUGACAAGGAGACUGUAACACAGAUAAAGUCACAGCUACCUAGGGAGGAAAGCCCAUAUUAUUAAUGGCUGAAAAAGAUGCCAUUGUUGUGGCUGCAGAAAUCAUCUCCAGAAAGCUCAAAUCAUAUCUGUGGAUGGCUCUUGAAGCUGGCUUGGAAGUUUCAACCGGGGCAGAACUCUGUAACUCAGCUUCUGAUCAGAGCAAAACAAAAGAAAUGUAUCUCCAGCUUAAGCUCAGGAAUGUUGGCUGGCUGAUGCUUGUUUCAGCUUUGGGGAGGAAUGGCAGGAUAUUAAUUCCAUAAAUAAACAAGCUGGAGUUUGGCUUCACUGCUGCCAUAAGUUCCUUGUGGUCCUCUUUCUCUGAGAUCACAGGGAAGGUUUUUGCCUGGUCAUCCACCCAUCCCUCCUUCAGUCGUGGAACCCCUGGUGCCACACAGGUUGUUCCACCUAGACACUAACCAUAUCCAGACUUGCUGUACUUAAGUGAUAUGGUGGCCUUAUGUGCCUUCAUAUCACUGUCCCCCAAUAAAAUUAGAAAAGGUCAUGGCUGCCUCCUCUUCAUCAUUCAUACACCAUGGAACAGCUUAUCAGUGGAAAGCCACAUGACCAGUUCCAUAGCACUUCUCAGCUAACAGGUGAAGAUGCUCUCGUUUCAAAACACUUUUGCUACCAAGGCAGAUGCUGUUGAUUCCACUUGUUGUUGGGCAUUCCUUCCUGGUCUUCCUGCUUUUACUCCAGCUGCCACUUUUUUGUUGUUGAAUUUUUUUAAUGGCCACAGUGUUCUUUUUCAAUUGCUGAUGCUGUGCUUCAGCGAUUUGUUUUUUUAAUUGCUUGUGUGCAUUGUUUUGCAGUGUUGGACAGGUGAUGUUGCUGUUUUAAUAGAGGAUCUUGCUUUUAAUCUACUUAAUUAUCUAUUUAAUUAUGCCGUUGCUGAGUUGCUGCUUCAGAUCAAGGUUUUUCAUUAUUUUAAAUGCAUGCCUUUGGGCAGGGAGGAGGCUGAUAAAUCUGUUUUCCAUGUGAAUGUGCUCCUAAGUUCAGCCGAGGUGCAUCAUUUAGAAGAUUUUGCGUGUCUGAAUUUAUCCAUUGUGGACUAGCACUUUGAAGAACUUUGUGGAGGAGCAUUCAAAAGUAUAGUAUGUUAUGUAAAAGGGGGAAAGGGACAGUAGCCAUACCCUGGCAGAAUUAAAUCUAAGAAAGUGUGUUUGCUUUGCUUUAGGUACUCCCAUGUGCUCACUCCCUUAAUGAACACAAUACCUGCAGUGAUUGCCAAAGCUUCAUCCAUCUACAACCCAAUUGUUUACGCCAUUGCCCACCCCAAAUACAGGUAAGCUUCACCUUUUGUAAAGAACUGGGGCUUGCAACCAGUGACAGGUCUUCUUUUAGGGCAACCGCAAGCAAUGCGGGAUGCCACUUCUGUAAUAUUAACACUAUCUUAUAUUUAACAUCUCACCUGGUAGGUGUCGGCAGUAAAGGUUUCCAUGCCAAUGAGCGAGUGGGCUCAUGGAGGAGGGCCUGAUCUCUCUGUUCCUCCUCUGCCAGUCUGCUUGGUUUCUACACUGACUAAGGAGGGAGGAAAACCCAUCCAUCAGACCCAUCCCUCCUCCACCAGCCCACAGUGAAAAGGCAAAAAUUGUUUCACUAGCCACUCUGGCCCCAUGUCAUGCAUGGAAAUUGAUACUAGCAUUUCAGCAGGCUAGUAACAAUUUACAAGUGCACAUACAGGGGAUUUAAGCAGGUGCAGCUUUUCUCACAAGCAGCACCCAUCGACAGCCCCUUCUUAUGCUCAGCUAUACUCAACUGUCAAAAAUCCCAGCAUCUGGCUCCUCAAAUGGUCUCCAUCUUAAAUGCAAAGUCAGAAAAAACCCCAGGCAAAAUGAGUUGUUUUUGCUGAAUUGAUGAAGUCUCUUUGCUUGACAGUUCUUGAAUGGUAAAGAUCAUAUGACUGUAAAAUGAGUAUAUAUAUAUAUAAAUAAUAUAUACAGUGACUGGUAUGCAUGCCCGUGAAGUUUGCAGGCAUGUCAGUGUUUAAGAUCAGAUAGUUUUGUUGUUCAUAAGGAGAAAACCAAGUAGCAGCAGGGGUCCCCAUUGUCAAGCUGCCACACAUGGACUGCUCACCCACCAUGUGGAGAUUCUGCCAGCUGAAAUGAAAAUGCAAGCAUCCGUUCCUUUUUGUAUUGAAGCACUCCUGAUCUAGCAAGGGUAAUGCCUAACUGGAGGCAGCUUACAUGUCGUAUGCUGGGACCCAAACCACAUCUGCAGACCCAAAGAGUGCACAUUCAUCUGAGCAGCUUCCUUUCACAUUUCAUGAUGCAGAUAGCAAUCAGGAUUUCCUGCUAUAUUUUGAUACUGGUGGGAACAAACACCGUCAACAUGUGUUUCUGCCUGUGUACAGGCUAAUGCACACAACUGUAAACUGGAUUCCACAGUGCAGUCAUAUCCUUUUAUAGUCCAAUAAGGUCUUUAAUGCAAUAUGGCCUCUCUCACGCUCUUCCCCUCUCCCUCUCUGAAUGAAUGUACGUUUUUAGCUUGUGUCGGAAAGGACAGAAAUGUUUUAGUCUGUGUUUUGUGCUUCCAGAGGUAGAAAAAAGACUGAUGGGCUUAAUUUCUUAUCCCUUAGAAUGGCGAUUGCAAAAUUUCUUCCCUGCCUUGGAUCUCUGCUAAGGGUUUCUCAUAAGGACUCCAGAUCUAACAGCUUCCCUUCCACCAGACGUUUCACUGUCACCAGCCAGUCCUCUGAUAUGAAUGGGCUGCCAAGAGGAAACAGACGGCUCUCCUCUGUCUCAGACAGUGAAUCUGUAAGGAUAACCUUCAUCUACAUUGUCUAAUCUACAGUAUCAAUGAAAGGGGUGUGCAGCAAGCUGGUGGGCAUAGAUUAGACGUGUCCAUGCUUAAGUCGUUAGUGGGGAACCCUUUCUCAGCCCAAGGGCCACAUUGACUGGUGAGGAAUCUUCCUGGGGCCACAUGCCAGCAGCAGAUGCAGUCAGAGGCAAACAGUAGCUGAGCAAUGGAUGCGACUCCAUUGUUGUUCUACAAUGACUUCAAAGUUACAAUAAAUGUGGUUCUGACUAAACAUCAGGAAGAACUUUCUGAUGGUAAGAGCUGUUCGACAGUGGGAUGAACUCCCUUGGAAGGUGCUGUACUCUCCUUCCUUGGAGGUUUUUAAGCAGAGUUGGAUGGCCAUCUGACAGGGAUGCUUUAGUCAUGAUUACUGCAUUCCUCAGGGUCCCUUCCAACCCUACGAUUCUAUAACUGAGACCCAAACAGAGCUCAAAAUCCCUGGAAUCCCUCUGGAGGUCUACAGCCCCCAAAAGAGCUUCCAUGUGGUCAAGAAGCCUCUGGCUGGCUGUAGCAGCUAUUAGCUUUCUUUCUUUCUUUCUUUCUUUCUUUCUUUCUCUCUCUCUCUUUCUUUCUUUCCUAAUACCACCCUAUACCCAUAAAUCUCAGGGCGGUUCACAAUAUAAAAAACACUGAAUAUAUAAUAAAAACAAAAACAAAGACAACUCAAUAGUCCUCCCAUCCACAACACAUUUAAAAGGGCAUCAGAUGUCAAUCAGCCAAAGGUCUGAUGAAUGAGAAACGUUUUUACCUGGUGCCUAAAGGUGUAUAAUGAAGACACCAGGCAAGUCUCCCUAGGAAGAGCAUUCAACAAGUGGGGAGCCACUGCAGAAAAGGCCUGUUCUCAUGUUGCCACCCUUUGGACCUCUCCUGGAGGAGGCACGCAAUGAUCUCAGAGUCUCAGAGAAUGAUCUCAGUGUCUGGGUAGGUUCAUAUGGGAAGAGGCAGUCCUUGAGGUAUUGCGAUCCUGUGCCAUUUAAGGCUUUAUAGGUCAAAACCAAAGCUUUGAAUUGAGCCCAGAAACUAAUAGGUAGCCAAUGCAGUAGGGUGCUCCAGAGAAGCCGAUUCCAGCCCUUUCUAUGCCCCAUGGCCUUCCUGCUCCAAGUUCAGCACUGCAGGGCAAACAAGUCUUAGCAUCAGCCUUGUUCCAAAAUGGAACAAAGAACUUGUUGUUCCCCUUUGGUGCUGCAAGAAAAAUCCCUGAACUGCCAGCAGGUGAAUGAGGGGGUUUGCAACAGCACAGCGGAGAGAAGGCUGAAAAAGGACUUGCCAGCAGUAGCACCUGUCAGCAGCUGCUACAGGCAGCCAGAGGCUUCUGGUCAUGUAGAGCAGGAAUAAGGAACCUGUGGCAAUUCAGAGGUUGUUGGACUGCCAGCACGGUCAAUGGCCAGGGAUGAUGGGAACUGUACCCCAGCGAUAUAUGAAGGCCCCCCACCCCUUAUAAAGAGGCUCUUUUUAGAUUCCUUGCCUGAUCAUGGCUGAAUUCACCUAAAUUCUGAACUUCUAGUUGACAAAAUUUUUGCAUACAUAAAGAGUGAAGUAUUACUUGAGGGAGGCCAUGUCUUGUGUGUGUUCUGGGGAUGCAAAAACGCAUAUACCUGAACCAGCUCCACAUAACCGCCCUUGUUUUCUAAGCGAGGCAGGGAGGCUUUAAGCUCUCCACCUAGCUUACAGCGCUCUGAGAGGCUCUCACAGGGCCAUCCAAGUUCCCACAAGACAAUUCCAGAUCCCUGUGAGCAAGGCAGAGAGCUUAAAAGCUCUCUCUGUGCCAGGCUCUCUACCUUGCAUGCAAUUAAUUUGCGUCGUUUCAACAAGCCAGCCGUGCAAGGUUGCAAUAGUGCAACCUAACUGCAUGCAAGAUGUGAUCGUACUGUUUUGCAACAAUAACAUAGAAUGGAGCCCUCAUGGGGGAAGGGGGAAGGAAACGAGUUUGUGACGUGAGGGCUAAUGCUUCUGUAGGGUGAAGCAGGCUGAAUUUAGAAAGAGAUUUGCUGGCAGAUUUAGACAAAUUGACAAAUCCAUCAACAGAUCCCCCUCCCAGCAACCCGAAGCUUGCUGUAUCACUGCUAAGUACUUAGUGGUUACUUGCAAAGAAGCCGGAAGUGGUUCUUCGCUUUGGAAUCUGAGAGACUUUCCUUCUGUGCUAUCCAAGGCACAAUAAUGUGUUCUUUUUCAACCAGUUUUUUUAUUUUUUUAGACGAGCUCUAAAAACACAAAAAUGCUAUUAUGCCCCCUAAGCUGUUACGUUUUUAGGUUAAUGUGCUUUUAGGGGAGGCUAACAUGCUCCAAAUUCUUACAGGAGAUUUUGGAGCUGUGUGGGUUCUGCACUCCAUCUAUUUUAUAUCCCUGAUUAAAAAUACAACAAAGCAGAUCUUGCUAAAAUAAAGCCAACUUGGGAAUGCCCAUGUUCGUACAACAUACACAUUUCUACAUGAGACAAGAUAAAUAUUUUAGUUUUUCCAUGAAUUAUUUUUGUGGCUCCUUGUUGUUUUUCAGAACGGGCCUUUCUUUCCAGCAAGGCCAAAAUCUCUCAGGUGUCUCUCUAUACUUCAGAAUGAUUAGUCUGAAAUGAUGGCAUCAUGUAGAUUUAUUAUUAUUUUUAAGCUCCUGUCUCUUUUUCACACUCUGAUGUGAUGAAGAAGCAACAAAAUUAUUGAGAUAGGAAAGAGUCUUGUUGAUUUCUGUGGGAGAAAAUAAGUAAGUCGCAGUCAGUGAGACGUCUGAGAGGAGGGAGAGCAAAACCUUCCCUUCCUUCUCCUGAGCCUCAAAAUGGGUUUCAGUUGGGGGUAGGGGGUAGAUUUUGUCCCUGAGCACACUAGCAAGCUGUCAUUAUGGUAUACUGCCACCUGGUUGCCAUUCCCUGCUGAAAAUAAUGCCAAUAUAGUUCACAUCUGGCAACCAAUGCGCCCCUUUGGUUUCAGAUAUGACAUGGGUAGACGGGUCUUUAAAAGCCCGGGACACAAAUUUUCACAGCUAUGGUGGCUCAUUUACCAGAAGUAUUGUAUUUAGCUUUAACUCUGAAAGUGUAUACUUGAUUCUGACCAAACUAAGCUCCCUAGAGCAAAACAUACACCAGGAGGCUUAGUGGGGUCAGAAUUGAGUAUACACUUCCAGAGUUAAUGAUUAAUACAUUACUUCUGGAAAAUGAGCCACCAUAGUCGUAGGAGGUCCCUAAAAAUUUGUGCCCGGGCUUUUUAGACUCGUCUACCCAUAUAAUAUCUGAAACCAAAGGGGUACAUUGGUGCCAGAUGUGAAUUUUCCCCCCAGCUCUCCUACCACACUACUAGGGGCCCAGGGCAUAGAAGGGCCCUUCAUCAGCUCAGACCACCACUUAUUGCCAGGCCCAAGCGGAGGUGUGUGGAUACAGCUGAGGAGCCAAACUCAGCUUCCAUUCAUAGCGGCCACCUAACUGUUUGGCUCCACCUCCAAAUGAGCUGGCCAAGAACACACCAGCUAGACUGGUGACUGGGAGCGGCCACCAAGACCACAUAACACCAGUUUUGAAAGAUUUGCAUUGGCUCCCAGUACGUUUCCGAGCACAAUUCGAAGUGUUGGUGCUGACCUUUAAAGCCCUAAACGGCCUCGGUCCAGUAUACCUGAAGGAGCAUCUCCACCCCCAUCGUUCAGCCCGGACACUGAUGUCCAGCGCCAAGGGUCUUCUGGCAGUUCCCUCACUGCGAGAAGCCAAGUUACAGGGAAGCAGGCAGAGGGCGUUCUCAGUAGUGGCACCCGCCCUGUGGAACACCCUCCCAGCAGAUGUCAAGGAGAAGAAGAACUAUCAGACUUUUAGAAGACAUCCGACGGCAGCCCUCUUUAGGGAAGCUUUUAAUGUUUGAUGCAUUACUGUAUUUUAAUAUUUUGUUGGAAGCCGCCCAGAAUGGCUGGGGAAACCCAGCCAGAUGGGCGUGGUAUAAAUAAUAAAUUAUUAUUAUAUUAUUAUUACUGUGCUGCUGCUCUGGUUUGCAGCUACAAAGGCUUUUAAAACUCACAAUUUGUUUUAGGCCUUUAACAAAAUCUGGGGAGGAGGAUGCUCUGGCAGGGCACUGGUGACUGUGGGGUGGGUCCCAUCAGCUAAAUCAUGCAUAGUGUCCCCUGAAGUCUGGCCCUGGCCUUUCUUGGACCUGUUCACUGUCACAACAAGACUAUAAUGGGGGCUAGUGACCAAUGCCAAGGACUGAGGGUAAUAGAUAUCAAAUCAAGCAUAUUGGGGGGAAAGGUUUGGUCCAACCCAGGGUUUCCCAAACUUGGGUCUCAAGCUGUUUUGGGACUACAACUCCCAUCAUCUGUAGCUAGCAGGACCAGUGGUCAAGGACGAUGGAAGUUGUAGCCCAACAACCCAAGUCUGGGGAACCCUGGUCUAACCAUGUCCCUGAUAUGCUCAAUGUUGUACAGAAUGUUUAUUAUUUUCAGUCAAGGAGCACUUAAAUCUCUGCAGCAUAUACAGUGGUACCUCAGGUUACAUACGCUUCAGGUUACAUACGCUUCAGGUUACAGACUCCGCUAACCCAGAAAUAGUACCUCGGGUUAAGAACUUUGCUUCAGGAUGAGAACAGAAAUUGUGUUCCGGUAGCGCGCAGCAGCAGGAGGCCCCAUUAGCUAAAGUGGUGCUUCAGGUUAAGAACAUUUUCAGGUUAAGUACGGACCUCCGGAAUGAAUUAAGUACUUAAGCCGAGGUACCACUGUACUAUGAAAGCAGGGUGGGGUUGGUAUGUGGUGGGACACAGAAUGUGCACUUGGGGAAAUGAGAGCAUGCGGGAGACACAGGUUUAUUCUGGGUUUCUUUAAAAAAAAAAUUAUUUGUAAACUUAACAAAGAAAAGGAAGAGGGGACAUUAUUACAGAAAUUAAAUGAAAUUGCUAAUGAAAAAAUAGUUACCGGUAAAUUUGAUUAAAAAGAAAAAUAAUAUAUGAGCAAUACUAAUAGUAACAACAACAACAACAACCCGCCAUCAGUUCACAUUAUGGAUGCUGUAAGCAUCAGUAUGUACAUCUAAUGUAGAAUAUAUAAAUUGAUACAAGCCCUCCAGGUGCCCAAAUAGGUAUCCACACAAAAAUGAUGUUUAUAUGACAUAUGUUCAAAUGUAAGUAGCUCCGUGAGGUCCUCAAACCCUUGCAUAAUACUUGGUGGGUGUUUUAUCUUUCCAGGCAGAAAAGUAUAAGACUCUUAGCAACUGUAAGGGCUUGUAAAAUCCUCUUUUGUUGUCCUUAUGUGUUUAUUAAGCACAGGGCUACAAGGGUAGAAUGCACUCCAUUUCCAUACUUGAAACUACCCAAACCAUAUUAAAACACCUUCGUUUGGACUGUACCCUCCUCUUCUCUAGGCGGGUAACAUUACUGCACAAGGCAGAGCCAUAAAUGAAUUAUCGCUGUAAAGUAGAUAAGAACUACUGACUCCUUUGGAGAUAACAUCACUGAUAUAGGGUGUAAGCAAGGGGCAAAGAAUGCUGUGUGUUCAUUGGGCUUUUUAAUUUUGUGCAGGGUGUCCAACAGGGCAUUUGUGCAGUAGGAAAGUCUGCUUUUUAAAAAGAGGGGUGGGUGGGGAGAGAAAGAGCCUGAACAGAUGCAGUCUAGGAACAGCCCCACCCCCUGAUUUUGCCGAUUGUCUAAACUGGCCCCAAGACAGGAUUUGUUGGAGUCUCUUUCACAUUUCUGGCUCUUUUCUCUAAUGAGAGCCAUUUGGCACAUAACUGAACUGAUUGAGGGAAAGUCAUUAAACCCAAAGAGACUCUCUGAAAAAAAUUCAUGCUGGCCUGUCGCUGCAGGAAUGGACUGACACAGAGGCGGAUAUCUCUAGUCUGAACUCCAGAGGUGCUAGCGGGCAAGUUUCGUACGAGAUGGGUGAAGACACCACGGCAGAAAUGAACGAUGUCAAAGUCAAAUCUAAACUGAAAAGCCACGAUUCAGGGAUUUUCGAAAAGGUAACAAAACAUCCUAUUCUCAGAACAGACAGGUCUGCAGAUCUCUGCCUCAGCUUGUAUUAUUCCAUGUCAGUAAAUUUUUCUCUUUCUCUUUCCAUCCCCUCCUCCCAAAUGCCUUCAGUAACCUGUAUAAGAAAGCUGCCAUUAGGAGACCCAAGUAGAGGAGAACUUAAUAGUUUGUCCAUUUCAUUUGUGAGAUAUGCUUUCCCUUUUAAAAACAAGAGUGUUUCCCUAUAGAAACCACAACAAGUCCAUGCACAUAUCCUGGCUCGGUUGUGACACCACUCUAAUCUCCUUCCUCUUCUCACACCUAUUGGCACGAUCGUAAUCUCCAACACCAGCCCACAAGCAGCUGUCACCUAUUUCAUCUUGUUAAUUUGAAAAGAUGCCUGGCAGUCAAGCGACUCCCACUUCACUAAUUACGAUUUUCACGUGUGCUAUUCCUUUUGCCAGUUCUGCAGCAUGGGAGAUCCUGUGUCGCUAACAUUUGAAGGGGAGGGCUGGCCUCAGCACAAAACAGCAAAUGCUGUGUGCCCGGCAACUGUACGGAAAUCAUUAUGCAAAGCACAGGCCAAACAUAAGCAGGGGAGAGCAGUGCUGAUGAGAAUGUGCUGUGGGGAGCAAGGAAUCUUUCAAAAGCCGCUGAAAAAGAAAUUGUGAGGCUAGUGGGAGAUAAGAUUGGGCAGAGCAUUUUAGAAAAAGUAAAACUCUGCUGCCUGUAUCAUAACUUACCCAUCCUGAUGCAGCAUUUUCGUGCCCAGUCCCUGUCGUUUGAUGAACACUGGAUAGCUCAGUUGGUUAGAACGUGGUUGCAGGUUUGAUCCCCAUAUGGGACAGCUGCAUUUUCCUGCAUUGCAGGGGGUUGGACUAGAUGAUCCUCAGGGUCCCUUCCAACUCUUACUCUAUGAUUCUAUGAGUCUCUGAACACUUAGUGGAAGUCUUGACACUUCCCCGCAUCUGAGAACACAAAGAUUUGUCACAAGAGGAGCAGCACUCACCUUGAAGAACAUUCCCCAUAGUAUUGUUCUCCUGUCCAGCAUGUACCACUGAGUGCUCCUUCUAAGGGUGGAAACUGGCGGGAUGGACCCAAGAUAAGGGAAAUUGUGUGCACUGUAUGUGUGAAUGCUGAUGAUGAUAGGUGAAGACAUUUUGGUUUACUGAUCUGUCAUAGCCAUGCAUAAACACAUACCCUUUAAUGUAGAUCUGCCUGAAGCUGGUUUCUAACCAGGGCUACCGUUUCUGUCUUUGCACCGGCCCUCCUUCUGUGCCUUUGACAGCAGCCUGGCAUUCACAUUUUCUAACAGGGGGAUGCUUCCCUAUCACAUUCCAUUGCUGGGAUGUGCACCGUGCUGUUGGUCCUUUCCAUUCUGCACAUCAGAUUGCUGCCAAAGUCACUGGGAAAUUGGCAAAUUUAGUUUGACGCCCCUCUCCACCUAAAAAUAAACACCCGGCAUUCUGUUUCCAGCUCUCCACCACUUUCUGUCACUGUUGCCCUCAGAAGGGCAUCUUUGGCAGAAUAUUUGCACCUUUUUUCCUCUCUCUGGCAUUUUGGCUUGUUUUUAUAUGGUGCCUUUUGUUAUGGAAAAUCCAAAAUACUGUUUCGCUUCCCUGUGACCGCAGUCGUGUCCCAUAAAUAAUGUGUUUCUAUAAAUAGUGGCUGGGAGGGAACAAAGCAACAUUGUGUCCAGCCAAUGUUGCUUCUCUCCCCCCCCCACCCCAUCAGCCUCACCCCCAUGCACAAAACACACACUUUAUUCAGCUUGCAACCUUUCUUUCCUUGGGUGCCUUUGUGUGUGCAAGUGGUUCCUUUCCGCGCUUGUCACCCCUUCACCCCAUCACAAUUUCCCCUGCUUUUCCUCUCCUGCAUAAACACCCCCAGAGGCAUUUGAGCUCAGCCCUGUGGCCCCAGGCUGUGCCCUUCUGGAUCAGGGAGCUGUUCUCACCUGCUGCAGCUUCUAUGAGCCUGCUGCUGUUUUGUGAUUGGCUGCUGGAAUAAUCUCAGUCCUAUCCUCUGAUCUCAUUUGCUCUUGGUCCUGCAAGAUGGGAAUGGGAUGGGAUGGUCCUUUAAACUGGGCAUAACAGUAUAUUUAUUUGGGACGCAGGUGGCGCUGUGGGUUAAACCACAGAGCCUAGGACUUGCCGAUCAGAAGGUCGGCGGUUCGAAUCCCCACGACGGAGUGAGCUCCCGUUGCUUGGUCCCAGCUCCUGCCAACCUAGCAGUUCGAAAGCACGUCAAAGUGCAAGUUGUUAGGAUAUUUCCGUUCCACCUUAAAAGGGAGCAGGCUUUGUGAGUCACAGAGUCUGUGUAUUUCCUGUUCACAGGAUGUUUCUGUUGUGUCUUUGCUUUCGCUUCUCUCUCUGUGUCUGAGACACUGAAGCUGGCAGUCAUGUUUUCUUUGUUCUGAUCAACGCUGAAUAAACUUGUAAAUAAUGCUCUCCUGAGUGCAUCUUUCGCUGUGCAUUAUCUGCUGAUAGAGCGUGCAUCAGCUCUGGAAUGUGGCAAGCUAUUUCUGGAGCUCGUGUCGCUAACUGCUGAUACUGUGUGUCUACGGGAGAUCGAUGGACGUCCGGAGGCGGCUUGGGGGCCAUGAUGGACUUUGUUUCCCUGGCAGUAUCCCAACACAAGUAGAUAAAUAGGUACAGCUCCAGUGGGAAGGUAAACGGCGUUUCCGUGCGCUGCUCUGGUUCGCCAGAAGCAGCUUAGUCAUGCUGGCCACAUGACCCGGAAGCUGUACGCCAGCUCCCUCGGCCAAUAAAGCGAGAUGAGCGCCGCAACCCCAGAGUCGGCCACAGCUGGACCUAAUGGUCAGUGGUCCCUUUACCUUUUUAACAGUAUAUUUGGGCAUAUAUUAUCGUGUGCAGCACAGCACUGGUGCAACGAGUGGCCCCAGGAUGGGAGAUGGCAGAAAAGAAUACCUAACACCCAUCUUUUCUGGGAUGGCAGAAAAGAAUACCUAAUAAUUGGUCGCCCCUCAUUCCUCAUUUGGCCAGGUCAUAGUUGUACCAGGCACUGGGCACAAUAUAUUGCAUGGUUAUUAAGAGAGGGUGCAAUCAUAACUGACAUAUGGAAUUAUCCUUCUCACGCAGCACUUAGAGAAGGAUAGGACCAUGCUGUGACAACUCCAUAUCCAGGGGUAAGAAUUGUCUGCACUGCUACACACUCUUUCUUUCCUUUCUUUUGUAGACAUCAGUGGAUGCAGAUGACAUUUCUAUGGCAGAGGUGAAUAUCCCAGAUUGCUGGUUUCUUUUCAUAGUGUGAACAUUUCAUGUGAUUCUUUCAGGGAUGGGGAUGUUCAGGGAAAGCAAUGCAGCCAUGCCAUAUAUCAAACACCUCCCACUUGACAUGCUCAAAUUUAUUUAUAUCUCUGUCUGUCCAUCUAACCUCGUGGUUCCCAAUGCCCCGCAGGGGGUGCAAUUUGAUUCGUAAGGGGGGCAAUUUGGAAGCUUGUUUAAACCAAGUUAAUGGCCUUUUAGGCUUCCUCCACAUGCAUAGGAAUUCACUUUUUGAAAAAUAAGAAUUAUAUGUCACCGGGGGGGGGCGUGUCAGGAUUUUAGAUAUGCUUAGGUGGGGCAUGGCCCAAAAAAGGUUGGCAACCACUGGGUUUAAUCCAUCACAUUUCUAUCUCACUUUUCCUCCAAGGAGCUCAAGGUGGACUCUCCGUCCUUGGAGGUUUUCAAGCAGAGGUUGGAUGGCCAUAUGUCAUGGAUGCUUUAGUUGAGAUUCCUGCAUUGCAGGGGGUUAGACUAGAUGACCCUCAAGGUCCCUUCCCACUCUACAAUUCUAUGACCACACUGCCAGAACGCCUUUCCCUGCCAACAGUUCCUGAUACUGCUAAUAGUUUGCACCCUGGCUAUAGCUCAAAUAUUUCACUGGUUCUUUUCUGGCCUGUAAUAUGGUAGUGGUAGGGAUGCAUAUUGUUAUAUUUCACUGCUCAGUAUUUGCCACUCUUUGUAAAUCUUCUGUAUGCUGCAUAGGGAGCAUAGUCCAGUCACCACUGCAUAUUCCAUAAGGCAAAGAGAAUCAAAAGUGCUUAGUUUCUUUUAAAAAAUCCCAAAGUCUGCCCUCCUUUCUCUAGGACAGUAUCUAGGUCUGGGUAAAUCUGUUCAUCCCAGUUUCUUCAAUCUUUAAUUCAAUUUGCCUGGUUUCUGCAUCAGUCUGCGAUUAUUAUUAUUUUAAAAGUCUGCCCCUCUCUCCCAAUGUACAACUUUUAUAUGCCAUUUCCCCUAAUAGACACAUUUUUGCAAGCCAUUUCCCCUAAUAUAAUGCGGUUUUGAACAGUACUUUCACCAAUACACACGUUUCUGUGUCCACUUCCCCAUAAUAUAUGCUUUGUCUCGGACAGAAUUAUUGGUUAGAGUGCUGCAUCACAAAAUGGAGAAAAAUAUGGAUUUCAAUGCAUUUUAAUUCACAUGUUGGUUCAGGAAGCACAAAAUUCUCCCGCAUCUUUAGCAGUCACUUCCUCCCUUCAUUAGCUCAAACCUCUUCCUGCAUUCAUCUACUGCUACUUAGCAGGUGAUCGGUUUUCACUCUGCAUAGCUGGGAUGGGUGAGUUGCUAGUUGGAAGGGUGCAAGCCUGGGCCAAUCCACUAUUUCACAGCCUCCAUUCUUGCCCUGUAAAAAAAAGAAGAAAUUGCCAAGCUCAGAGUCUUGUUGCUGAAAUCAACCCGCAGUCCUUAGUACAUGUACAUGCAAUGAAAGUUGCAACCUUAAUGCACCCUUAAAUAUUAAGUGGCGCUUCUGAGCAAACAUGCAUAAGACAGAGGUGGAAGAAUACACUUUACUAUGCACUGACAUGGGGCUUACUUUUGAGUAAACAUGCAUUGGGGACAAGCCAGUGAAUUAAUGCACAUGUAAAGUGAACAGGUGCUUAAGGCUCCUGCACCUUUGAGAAUUGUGUAGAAGAGGGAAAUUCAACAGGUGCAGCUUACACAACCAGUGGCACUUGCUGAAGUGCCCUCUUCUACAGGAUUCUUUGUGGGGCAGUGACCCUGUUUUCUUUUGCAACAGGCCACUCUAUCCAUGCCCCUGAUUUAAAAAUGACUCUUCGGGUUAACCAGUUCAAGACCUAUGUGGAAACAUGAUUGUGGAUGUUUUGCACAAUUCUCUAUAUUGUUUCUUUAGGACUUAGCCUUUGGAAACUACAUCUUUGGAGACAGCCUGGUAAGUUGCCAUCCAGCUUUCAAUAAUCUGUGGGAAAUGUGAACAAUGUGGCCUCCCCAUAGUGUUGGGCUGAUGAUGAAGCCAGACUUACAGGUAUGUAGUUUUGGCGUGAUUCUGAAUCCAGCUUUGUUGCUGGAGACCCAGGUAGCCUCUGGCUAGAAGCACCUUUCGCCAGCUGUAAGUGGUGCGACAGCUACAGAUGUUCCUGCACCAGGAGAGCUUGACCACAGUAGUGUCAUUGAAAUUCUACUCAAUAUUAUCCAGAUUAGAUUCCAAUGUAUAGUUAGCAGAGUAAAAACUUAAAACACAUUGCAGGAUUCCCCAGAAAUAGACCAGAGGCAAUGAAUAUUUCAUCCAGCAGAGCUUUAAUGGCCACUGAAGGCUAAUAAGCAUUAUGGUCACAAAUCCAAUACAUUCAGGAUUGACACUGUCCAUAAGAAAUCCAGUUGCAGCAGACUUAACUUAAACUUUCAAUAAUUUAUAGUAAGUCUAAACCUUAACACUAAGCAUACAAUAUACAGAACACCACGCCAGAAGGAAAAGAGAUAGAAAGAGAAAGUGAAGCCCAAGCUCCUUCUGGCCCCAUUUUUAUAGUCAGCAUGACCUUGACUGAAAGAGGUAGUUCUGUUUAAGCCGGCUGUACUCAGCUUCUCUGAAGCAAUAACCCAAACAUCAUGAACCUUCUGCUUGUUUCUUUCGCACAGAGAAGCUUCCAGAACCCUCCUGAAUUAAGUAGAAUAGGAAAGAUCUCUAGCACAUCGGAUCAAUACUUUCUGUACUAAGAAAUGAAAACUGACAAGUAGUUCAAGUAGCACACUGGUGACUUCAAGGCUUAUUACUGCAAUGCCUCUUUGCACAGCUUCUCUUUGUGCUCGAUCUAGAAGCUGCACUUAGGGCAGAACGCUGCAGCACAACUGCUGAUGGGAGUGAAACCCUACUACAGAUUACAUCUCUGCUCAGAGAUCUGCACCCGUUGCCAAUUUGCUCCCGGGCCAAGUUCACGAUGUUACCAUUAGUAUAUAAAACCCUUAAUGGCUUGAGACCAGAUUGCUUGCAGGCUCGCCUUACACCCAUGUAUGCCCACUCUGUGUGUCAAUCAGCGUGACUGGCACCAUUACAGGUGCUACCUAAUGCUUGUUCCAUAGUGGCAAGAUUGCCCACAGAUCAUAUAUGAUGUCAUACAUGGGGCAAGGGGCUUGGCUUGGCUGAAAUGGGCUUGCGGUCCAAAUGGGGAGCCGGCCAGGUCUAAUUAGGCAUGUGGUCUGGAGGUUGCCAACCCCUGUUGUAAAUCUGUAGCAUGAAUCUGAGAACAGGUCUCUGCAGGCAGCAGAAUGAGGUGUCAAGAGUCCUCAGGUGUUAGAAUAGACUGUGCCGCUUCAGACUGCAAGAUGUGUGUGUCACUUUUUAAUGCUUGACUAUGAAAAAGAAAACCUUCCUUGCAAGUAGGAAAGUAGCAUAGUUACUAGAACCGUUCUAGACUCUAGAGCCAUUCUCUCUGGGGAGCUCAUUUUCUUCCGGCAGGCAGGAGAAUCCGGAAAAUUGUAGCUCCUACUUGCAGUCCAAAGUGGUGGAAUGUGGCCAAAUAGAGGCUGUGCCUUUAACAGUUGCAAAAAAUAGGGUUUUUUUAGCAGGUAUUGCAUGCAUUGUAUCUACCUUGCUUCUUUGAUUGUGGGGAUGGACAAACACUGAACUCCUCUCUUGACAGGCCUGUUUUGACUUGACAAGGGUGGAUUCUCCAAAUGCAUGUGGCAAAUAUACAUCGCUUCCCACCCACCCCAUAGGCUGUUGUCAACUCAGGCACAUUGUGUAUUAACCUCUUCUUUCUCGUACUUUCUUAAGACAGGUGACGAUCAGUACACUUUUGGCGUGAGGGCAGAAGAUUCUUGCUACCUCUCAUCUACAGCCCAGAUACCCAGCAUUGUGGUAACCUACAGCAACGUCCAGCGAAUGGAGCUGCCUUUUCAAUCCAACUCUGACCCUUCGUGCUCCAGGAACUGUGGCUAUAGCUGGGAGAGGAACUCCAGCAGCCGGCUAGAGUGGCUGUGCCAGGAUAGUGCCUUAGGUCCUACGCCAGAGACACACAUGUGUCAGCUUAGUGUAGAAAACCUUCCAAAACAUCACUGAAGCAGGAAGAGGGGGCAGAAGAAUGAAAAUCGCCAGCUUUCCUGUAAAGAUUCAAAAACAGCUCCACAAUAGUUAAUUUGCUUUACAUGUUGAUUGCGUUCUCCACAAUGUUUGUGUUAAUAAGUUGAGCAUUUAAAACAAACAGAGGCAGUAGCCCGUUUUAUCCUGAGAACAGGCUCACACAUGAAUCUUGUAUGGACAAUCUACACCCAGCCAUCCACAGAUUGCAACUGUCAGGCAGGCAAUCCCUGAUAAUGUCCAGCUUGGAGAGACAGCAGGCAGGGAGUCGGCUGACAUGCCCAACCUUUUUGGACCAGUGGGGGGAAUGUUGAGAAAGUGUUGCAUGUGCCAGUCGCAAAAUGGCUGCCAUGGUGUGGCAUAACACAAAAUGGCCACCACAUCUGAAAGAGGCAGGACCAAAGAUGGCUUGGGCACCCUCCCUGCAUCAGCUCCCCUAUCAAUGGGGAGCAGGGAGCACCUACAUCAGCCACAACUGCACUUGCUCACUCUUGGUUUGAAUGGAAGGGAGGUUUGGUUGUCCAGUCCUGCCAUCCAAUGAAAUAUGAGCAUGUGUGCAACACAGAAACCAAAGCAGUGCCAAUAUAAACUGAACAGAAACAGCAAACUGUCCCUCAUGCGUUGUUGAUUUUUUAAGGGGAUAUUUAGUGAGACCUUUCACAAGUAUUGUAGAAGAUCCUGGUGGGCACAUGCAUUGGUGGCCCCCUAGCCUGGUAGCUCAAAGGGCUAUAUAGCCUAGUGGCUUCUUCUUGCAACAAACAGAUGCCUGGAUUAAGGGAGGGAUUUUGAAGCCUUACAGCCAGCAGUGGUUUGUGAUAGGCUCUCCAGAACAGGGAACAACUGUAGCUCCAUGGUGGGUGAGCACAUGGUUUGUUGCAGAAGGUCCCAACACUGAGCCAGAUUGACUGAACCAUCUGACUUGGUCUAAGGUAGCUUCCUAUGUCCUCAAUUGCCUGAUUCCUGGGACCAGGAGGAUUCUCAUCUGUGGUGUUAGUCUCCUCCUGCCUUAAACUACCUCCAGUUUCCUUCUUCACGCAGCAGCCCUGCUGAUGCCAAGAGAAGAGGACUGGCACCUGGUGUUGCAAAGUUCCUGCUUUGAGCUGUACAGCUACUUGGUACCAAGGUGUGUGACUCAACGCCUGCGUGGAUAGUGUCAUGGCAUAGCUUAGUCACUAGGUGGCGCUGGGCUUGUGUGUGUAGCUAAGUGGUGUCAGGAGGUUCCUGCUGCUGUUCUGUUCUUGUUUAGAGAAACAAUAAAGUUAUCGUUUAGCUCCUUGACUAGUCUGUCCACUCAGCCUUCCAUGACAAGGCCUAUGUGCAUAUCAAUCCCAUCGUGCAACCAGUCCAUACCAUUUUUGGCGGAUGAUAUCUCAUCCAUAGGGCUUUCAGGCAUAGCUAAGUGGUCUUUUUGUCACAGGUUCUGCUGAAGGAUACAAGUUGAUAGCAUAUUACUGCACCUCAACUCUUAUAGAUCGUGUGUAAAUGGACUCUAAAGCCCUUUGGAGAGGGAAAAAGUGGUGCCUGCCAUUUUACUGUAUGAUGAUUUAUAAAUGUAUAAAUAAGAUGUUUCUGUCAAGAUCAAGGCAUGGGGGUUAUGCACAUGUCUCAUGGAAAACGUAACAUCUGCACUGUGCUUAAUCCACAUGGGACAAGUGUUACAGGAAGACCGUGUGACACCCAUCUACACCCAUCACCAAGUUGCACUUAAUGGAUGAUGUGGAGGUACCAGUGCCAACAUGGGAUGCAUGCCCAGGCAUUCAGCUGAACAUGCAAAUGCUCCAAAGUGUGGGUGGAGGGGUGGGGCGUGCAUGAAAGCCAUGCCUCCAAUGUCCUCAUGCAAGUUGCUCCCCACCCCCUGCUCCUCCGCAUUCCUGAAUGUCUCCACAUCAAGCAGGGGGCUCACAUAAUUUAUCAGGGAUCCUGCUAUUUCAGGGUCCCCAGUGGCACCGAGGGGGUCAACUCAUAAGUAGGAACCCUCUGCAGAACUUUCCCACUGAGCACAGGGGUGAUGCCUGGGACUGAACAUGCAGGGUGCAACACUCACAGGACUGCUUCUAUGUAUGCCCCCUGCCCCAGAUACAAAGUUUGUAUCUUCAGGCAAAUCUGUAAACAUACUUAAUGUCCAUAUAUUGCAAACACGGGGACAGAGAAGGUCUCUCUGUGCAAUAACUGUAAUGUGUAUUCUAGGCUUCUAUCAACAAGAUGUCAGGACUUGCGCCUGCACUGGGCCCUGAACUUGGCACUUUUUCAGAUAAAUAAGCAAAUAAAUUUAUUGCCAGCCCAUGACGAGCAAGUGCCAGAGCAGGUUACAAUUUAAAAUUCAACAUCAAAAACAGUAAAGUCACAGAAAUAGGGUUGAGAAUGACAACCUGCCCUCUCCUGAGAAUGCCAGGAAGACAUUCAACCUGUGUAACCAGCACCCAGAACAAGGAAAUACCUUCACAUUAAUAGGCAAGAGGAGAUCAUGUGGUACAUCUUGCCCCAUAUAGAAGCGACUUGAGUCAAGCUUGCCCUCCAGAGGAUUUUGCUUCUCUCUCUCUCUAUCUCUCUCUCUCUCUCCUUCUUUCCUUCCUUCCCUCCACACACAGCCCCGAACCUGAACUUCACGCAACCUAUAUCCGAUGCAAAAUAGUAUCAUAACAGAAAACACAGUGUAGGUUUUAUUGGAAAUUGGAACGAAUUCAUUGUCUUUGGGAACAAAUAAUGUAAUGGCGAUGUACUUUGCAAUAUUUUAUGAUUUUCAGUAUCUCGAUGUACUUUUUCUUUUUAAACAAUAAAAAAUUGUAUAUAUAA